Messenger RNA from Oryza brachyantha (malo sina), 2141 nucleotides. RefSeq names its product pentatricopeptide repeat-containing protein At2g20710, mitochondrial-like. Gene Ontology annotation, molecular function: protein binding. The record is from RefSeq and is a predicted model, not a curated record. Gene Ontology annotation, cellular component: mitochondrion. The transcript is spliced from 3 exons. Lineage: Eukaryota; Viridiplantae; Streptophyta; Magnoliopsida; Poales; Poaceae. The coding region runs from base 48 to 1634 and encodes 528 amino acids.
CUCUCCCCUCCCAAAACCCUCACGCCGGAGCGCCGGCGCCGCCCACCAUGCUGCUGCACCGGCGAGGCACUCACGUCCUCCACGGCGGCGGCGGCGGGAUACGCCGCCGCCUAUCCGUGGUCGCCGAGGAGACCGUCUCGCCGCCUCCGCCGCCUCGGCAACCCCAGGAGGACUCCGUGGCCGCGGACGCCGAGAAGAAGGUCUCUCCCUCCCCUCGUCCGCCGGGGCAACCUAGGGACUCCCUCUUCCGCCGGGUCGCGUCCGUGGUGUACCCGCGCCUCCCGCUGGCCCCCAUCCUGGAGCAGUGGUCCUUCGUCGAGGAACGCCCCGUCGCGAAGCCCGAGCUCCAGUCCAUCGUCAAGUACCUGUGCCAACGCCACCGCUUCUCCCAGGCGCUCGAGCUUUCGAUGUGGAUGACCGAGCGGCGGCACCUCCACCUCUCCCCCGGCGACAUCGCGUACCGGCUGGACCUGAUCAGCAAGGUGCAUGGCCUCGACAAGGCCGUGGAGUACUUCGACAGCGUGCCGAACCAGCUGAGGCAACAGCAGUGCUACGGCUCCCUCCUGAGAUGCUACGCCGAGGCCAAUUGCGUGGAGAAGGCCGAGGAACUCUUUGAGAAGAUGCGGGGCAUGGGGAUAGCCGGCUCCUAUGCUUACAAUGUGAUGAUGAAGCUUUAUUUCCAGAAUGAUCAGGUUGAGAGGGUGCACUCCUUGCACCAGGCUAUGGAAGAGGGUGGAAUCGCGCCUGAUAUAUUCACUAUUGACAUUCUGGUGACUGCACACGCAGAUGCUGAAGAUGUUGAGGCGAUCGAAACGGUUCUCGAGAGAGCCAAUUCGUGCAAUGAUCUUAUCAGUUGGCACUCAUAUGCUACUAUAGGCAAGGUUUUCAUGAAAGCUGGGAUGCAAGAAAGGGCCUUGCAGGCAUUUCAAGAAUCAGAGAAGAAGAUUGCUAAGAAGAAUAAUAGAGUUGCAUAUGGGUUUUUGCUCACCAUGUAUGCUGAUCUAGGGAUGAAUAGUGAGGUGGAACGCAUCUGGGAGAUCUAUAGAUCCAAAGUGCCACCAUCGGCAUGCAACUCAAUGUACAUGUGCAGGAUUAGUGUCCUACUUAAGAUGAAUGACAUUCCUGGGGCUGAGAAAGCCUAUGAAGAAUGGGAAAGUAAGCAUGUUUACCAUGAUUCGCGGAUAAUGAACUUACUGCUUAAUGCUUACUGCAAAGAAGGUCUUAUGGAGAAGGCAGAAGCUUUUGUAGAUCAAUUCAUCAAGAAAGGGAGGAAACCUUUGGCCAAUACUUGGUACAAAUUGGCUGGUGGAUAUUUCAAGGUUGGUCAGGUGUCGAAGGCGGCGGAUCUCACAAAGAAAGCCCUUGCUUCUGCGAGUAAUGAAUGGAUACCUGAUUUGACAAAUGUGCUGAUGAGCCUGAACUAUUUCAUGGAGCAAAAGAAUGUAGAAGCAGCUGAGGAGAUGGCAAGCUUAUUACAGAGACUGCUUCCUCUAACAAGGGAUGUUUACCAUGGGUUACUGAAGACAUAUGUCAAUGCAGGAAAACCAGUGUCAGACUUGCUUGAUCGUAUGAGAAAAGAUGGUAUCAAUACUGAUGAAGAAACAGAUAAAAUUCUUGCUGGAGAAGUUCACUAGAGGUGUUCAGAGUUGAUUUUGAGAUGGCGAGGAGAUUCAUGUUGUUCACUUGUUCUGGUAUUCAAACCCGAAUUUUCAGCUUGUUUACAUGAUGGACUAGAAUUUACAUCAAACCUUAGCUCCUCGUCAAAAUAUGCAUUUGCACCUCUUCAGUUAGACAGAAGUAGCUGUCAUUUUUUACAUAUUGUUUACUUUGAGAGAUCAACUAACUGUCGUGGUUAUGAGACCAUCACAUGAUACUACCUUGGUAGGAUGGGAACCAUCUCUCAUUUUUGAACUGGUCUUUUCCCCCCUAAAAUAUCGUUUUUGCACUAGUAGCAUCAUAAAUGAGGCCAAGCCGGCUAAGUUCUUUGUUUUGUCACUCUACGCAUGGUCCCUUGAUUCAAAGCCAUGUGAUGGUUUGGUUGAUUUAUUGUUGACAAAACGGUCUAUCAGUCCAGUCAGCAAUUGAUCACCCAUAUUCUUCCCAUCAACACCAUGUGGUAUCACGUCCUGAAUGAGUUGUUC